AUGGUAAUUACGAGAAGCCAGCAAGAGAACGCAACCACCGAGUACCCCUAUGGGAUGCCCCGAGACAAUCCUAGGCGACAAGUUAACCACAACGAAGAAGGGGAGGAAGAACUGCACACAGCUCGGUCUCCACCUCCCGAUCCGUCCUCGGCCAUUGAGCAGUUGAAGGCUGAAAUGAUGGAACUUAGGAGGCUGCGAGAGAGAGAUGCUCACGAGUUAUCAGUCCUGAGAAGGGAAAACGCUGAGCUCAGGAGUGACAACCGGUCUUGGCACCCAUCUCAUGAUCUCCCCAAUACCCAAUCAACAAGGGAUCAUGGGGAAUCGUCAGGAUGGUACAAAGAAACAAGGGACCUUAAGCCCCCCGCGGGAGCAACAACCACUACGCUCGAUCAGCAGCGACGACAAGGAAGAACCCCGUUUACCCCGGAUGUUGCUGGAGCGCGCCUACCAGACAAUUGGAAAAACAUGACCUUGGAGAAAUUUGACGGAACCACCGACCCUGAGGAACAUCUCGAUGCAUUCGUAACCCAAAUCAGUCUAUACACGGACGACGAAGCGAUCAUGUGCAAAGUCUUCCCCACCUCACUAAGGGGACCAGCUCUUAAUUGGUUCACAAGGCUUCCGCCCGGGUCGGUUGAUUCAUUCACAACCUUAUCAUCCCGUUUUGUGAUACAGUUCGCCACGAGCCGUCCUCAUCAACUUACGUCAAUCGCUUUGAUCAACAUACGCCAAGAAAAGAAAGAGUCUCUAAGAACUUUCAUGGAGAGGUUCGGAAAGAUGACCCUAUCCAUCCGCAACCUGGACCCGGCUGUGGCAAUGCAUCACCUGACCACAGCGUUACGACCCGGCCCCUUUGUCAACAGCCUGUGCAAGAAACCGCCCCGAGACCUGGAUGACUUGAGGCCGAGGGCCACCAAAUAUAUGCAAAUGGAAGAACUGGUUGAGUUUUGGAGCCAAAGUCGGUCCGAUUUGUUUCUCCCAAAAAAGGAGAGUGACAACCAACCACUUAGGUCACGACCCAAAGACAUGCCUGACCGAGACAAGAGUAAUAGGGGGUCGAGAUACAUGCAAUACACGCCGCUUAACACCAGCAGGGCCAAGGUGUUAGAGCAAGCUCUAGCCACAGAAGUACUAGCCGUCCCUCGAAAAGCUAUGACCCCGCCUCGCGCCGACAAGACGAAAACAUGUCAAUUCCAUUGGAAUAGGGGACAUACGACUGAGGAAUGCUCGGCUCUUCGGGAUCGCAUCGAAGAUCUCGUCAACGCUGGCCAUCUCCAAAGUUUCGUCAGGACGACAGAUAACAAAAGAGUUACUAUUGCCCUGGUAGAGGGGAGUAUAGACGAGACCGAGCACCUCCACGAAACCGAUCCCGAGAGCGCAGUAGGUCCCAAGAACGAAAUGAUUAGCGGGACCGUAACCAGCCCAGGCGAGUGA
Cajanus cajan (pigeon pea) is the source of this 1434-nucleotide messenger RNA. Lineage: Eukaryota; Viridiplantae; Streptophyta; Magnoliopsida; Fabales; Fabaceae. The record is from RefSeq and is a predicted model, not a curated record.